AUAUAAAAAAAGCAAAAAUUGUUUUUUUAAUAUAAAACUAAAGAAUGUAUUUUUUGCUUCCACAUAUGUAAGCCAAUAUGUUAAAGUUUAUACGUUUUAAAAAGAAAUAACUAAUUAAAAUAAAAAAUUAACAAAGUUAAAAGUUAUAACUCUACCUAAGUUACUAUUCUAAAAAACAUUAUUGUAUUCAGUUAUUAAUUUAUUACAUUGCCAUAACUUUAUAAACAUAUAUGUUGUGCUUUAUACACAUGUAUGAAAACAUUACUGAAUUCAGUCAAUUGUUACAUUGUUUAUAAUUACCAUGUGCUUUAAAUGCUUUAUCAGAGUUUUUAAUUGAUAAAAUUGGUAGAUUAUUACAAAUUUUAGCCAUUUUAGAAUCAUUUGAUCUUAUCUGUGAUGCGAUUGCGCACAUCGAAAUCUUCAAAUUGCACCCUAUAUAGAGAUAAGUACGCGUUUCCUCGACUUAUUUUCUGCCUUUCAGCAUGGUAACAAAGGUGAGGAAGGUGGAAUUGCACCGGCGAGUCCACCGUGUCCGACGUGUGCGCAGUGAAACGAACGGAGCGAACUGCAACGGGCUUGCUUGCACCCCAUCGAGUGACUGUACGGAGGGUGGGUGGUAGGUAGUUCUACUGGCCUGGCGUCGUUCUCGCCGCCGACGUCGCGCCGUAACACCGACGUUCACGUCUCGUCGUGCUAUCGACUCAAACGAGAGGGAUGUAAAACGCAUAUGUUAUCAAUCGCGACAUGAAAACACAACUCGUGACGUAUACCUGACGUGGGGGAUCGAUGUUUAACAACGAGUCACCUGUGGAGAACGGACGCGAGAAAAGGGAAUGAAUUGGUGCGUUUCUUAAGCUAAGAAUAUUACUGUAGAGAACGGCAAUCUUAAAAAAAAAGACUCACACACGCAUACACACAUACAUACGCGCGCGCGCGUACACACACGUACAAAAUAUAUAUAGACGUAUAAACAUAAGCGGGGUGGAAGCGUGUAUUAUAAAACGUGGAAUCGAUACUCACGAUGAGAAGCACUGCAGAGUGAAAACGUGAACCAUAACAUUUUAAAUAGAGAAGGGAGUGUGUGGAUGCUCGUGCGAAUAAAGUGAAUUAUGUGAUGGAUGCAGCUUAAACAACGUGUUGUCGUCGAAGGGUGAAUCUGGGUCAUCAUGAAUGGAUCUCUCGACGAAUAGAAAGAAGAGUUCUCUACGAAAUAAGAUUUUUCAUUCUACCGAAGAAACGGACGACAGUUUGAAUCGUCAGGGUGUGGAUGCAAUUGAGUAUAUCGGAACUGCAUUUAUGUGCACUCAGCACAUUGGAACUGCAUUAGGUCUUCGAAGUGUGUUUUGAUCGAAGAGAGCGACGCUCCCACCUGAUGGGAUGCUCGGAAAACUUUGUGCCCCAAGAUUAAAUAAUCCUUUCUAAAGUAAUAAUAUAAGUGCACAAGAUAUACACGUAGAAAGGCAAUGAUAUACGAGUACUUAAUUACAUUUAUUAAUUGCUAUCACAAUAAUAAUUACAUUUAUACGUAAUAACAUUAAUUACCACGUCUAAUCGUGAUGUAUCGUAUAAGUGGCGCGGGAUAAUCAACGGAGAAAUUAAAAACGAAAAAAUUAACAGCGAAAAUUUGACCAAGACAGAUGCGACGUCCAUGAUGACGUUUGUCGCGUCGAGGUAGCGAUUCCUCUGUCUCAUCCUCCAGGUACAAGGACAGAUUAGUGAUUAGUAUCGGUGGUAUACUAAUGUAGCCCUCAGAGUUGAUGACGUCAAGGUGCGAGAGAGACACGUAGACGUGAAAAGAGGCUGGGCAACGAAAGUGGAUACGGCAAAAUUUCCCAAAGGACGAGAAAUAAAUUUCCCAAAGGAAAGAGGCAUCGGCGAUCGUGUUACGGAGAUAAAGAGUGAGAAAUAAGCUCUCGUGGCGAUCAUAACAUAAAGCUUUCCUGAUCAUUGUGAGUUAAAGAGGGCAUGCAUCAGCUGUUCUUGAAGGAAUCUUUUUUUCGGGAAAUAAGGACCGUGAGACAAUUCUUCAUUCAUUAUUUCAUAAAAUUGGAAUAAGGUUUCUCCUAGGUUUUUAAAAUAUUUUCAACCUUAUCUCUUACAUAUUUAAAAAAAAAGUGAACACUGUGAUAUUUUAAAGAAUGCUAAUAAGCUUUGUCUGAAAAGAGAAAAAAAAACGAUCGAUCCUGCAUUUUUCGAGAAACAUUCUUUCCUUCACAGUUUUCACAGAUAUCUUCAGAUCCUUUUUAUAUUUAAGUACACGACACAACUGCAGAAUUUUUUUUUCUUAAGAAGAGAAUCUUUGAGCCGAACGUAUUGAUUUUUCACUUGAAAGACUUCAAACUAGCUCGAUAAAUAGGGCGGAUACUUAAGAGACAACUGAAGAGAGAUAAAUUAAAAUAAAUCUCAGGAGGGGAGAGAAAGAGAGAGAGGAAAGAGGGAUGGAGAGAAAGAGUAAAGCGUUCUAAAGGGUUGCAAUAUAUCGAAUGGGGUUGGUGUAAAAAGGGCAAGAAAGUCGAGAAAGAGAGGUCGACACGGGUGACGUUCUCUCGAUUGAGAAAUAGAGAUAUCGCAGGAGAAGCAGCGUCGCAGGUUGAUACACACAAAGUGGGGACGUUGUGGAAAUGGGUCAAGAGUUUCUCAGCGAUGGCAGUGUGGCAGCUUCUAGUUAACGUGUCCUGUGUUGAAUUGUGCGACAAAUCGGUACGCGCGCUAUAUCAAACGCUAUAAGUGCGGAUUAAUAGAGGCGGAUUCUCUCUUAGACGGGAAAGUUGCAGAUCCCGACAGUGCUGUUGAUGCAACUUCGGUCAAAUCGCCCAGCCGUCUUUUUUUCUUGCGAUUUGACAAUUAUAACUAACAAAAUUAAACUUAUAAGUGAUGCGAGCUACACUCACCUUUUCUUUAUUUCAUCGACGAUAAGAAAAUGUAAAUUAUUCAGAGAUUUAUUUUCUAUUCCUCUGGACUGCACUGGAACUUCCCUUCUCGCUUUCGUUAAACUUCAAACAUAUACCUAUUUCACUUUAAGUGUAUACUAGUCCGUUUAUACAAAUAGACAUCUCUAAUUUUGAGAGCAAAGAAUUUGAAAGAAGUGCACCGAUGCCAAAGAACUAGUUGAUGCGAUUCAACGAAUGCGAGAUCAUCGAAAGUACAACGAGAAUCACAACGAGGAAUGCAAGAUUCGAUGUAUCGCCUAAAAGAUGCAUUGUUUAUCGCGAUAGAACCGUAUCCGGUCAUCGUCCACGUGCUAAAAAUCGCGAGUCGUCGAUGUGAUUAUUGUGUCGUCGCCGCCGCCGUUUCUCUCGAGGAGACAUAGGUAUCUCCUCUUGGACUGACAAAUCAAUCAUUUUUUAUGGUUUACGCAUUACACAGAGUCACAGAGUCAGCAACCACGGGGAUCGCUUGGCUCCACAACAUCACCGCUCAAGCAUUAUCUUUAAUCGCAUAGAGCGCCGGCCAUGGAGAUUAGGUGGUGUUAUAAAACUUUACACGCGAGCGCGCAUAAAGAUUGAUCGAUUGUGUCCGAUCCGACUUGCCCUACUCUCUCGGUGCCUAUGUAACAUAUUACGAUGAUCACAUAAAGCUUUACUUUCACCGCCAUCAAAAGGGAGAACUAUGAAAUUCGGCCUAUUAGCAUAAGAGAGAGUUCACGCACGUAAAACAGUUUUGUCCACGUUUGCGUAAUAGCCAUCAUUAUUCAUAAGGUGACAUGAGUAGCAGUGGCGGAUUGGGCGUCGGCGUCGGCGUCGCCGGCGGCCCGACCCUCGCGGCUGCUCAGCAAGGUCAAGGGGUGGCCGCCCUCAUGGUGAUGCUCGCAGUUCUGUGCUUCAUCUUCGCGUAUUGCUGUUGGGGUGCGCCCUUUUGUCGAUCCCUAUGUCGACGGCAUUGCUGUUGUCGUUUGGAGGAUCCCGAUCCGGACUCACGAUACGGCAGCAGUGAUCAAGCCAUGGUGGCGACCCCGACGAUCAUCCUGCUGCCGCAUGGUAGAAUGCUUGUCGUCGACGGCACGAUUUUCACUCAGUUCCAAACUGAUCCUACAGGUUUAGACUUAGUGGAGCUUGGCGAUAGCGUGUUGCGCGCUCAGAGAAACCCGCGAAGCGUAAAUCGUCACCAGUUACAGGGUAGUCAAGGCAGUAUCCUCGAAAUGGAUGCUGAGACACCUAGCAAGGACAGCUUAGGUUCUGUCGGGUGUUUUCCACCGCCCACCUACGAAAGUAUUUACGGCAAAGAGGAAACCGACAUGCCUCCCUCUUAUUCCGACAUUCUUUUGCAUAGAUUCGCCAAUCUACCACAUGACAUCGAUAUGCACGGCUACUGCCGCGACAGCAAGGAGGAAAUCGAGAUGCAGAGCCUGGACGGCUGUCCGCAUAUCAUUGGUAAUCCGUUAAACUCGAUGCCUGGGUAUCAUCCUUACGCCACGGUGACAAGUCUGUCUAGCCUGCAGAGCUACCCGCGACGGAACGUUUCGCGCAAUCCGUCCAUCAUCAGCAAUCCACUGGACAAUUUUUACGUGGACAACGAGCUCAGUCUCUAUCGGCUCAGUAGGGAGACGAUGCCGCGGGUUUCCAGUAAUGACGCAAACCUCGAGACCUUCCGCGUCUCUCACGACGAGAUGUCGUUCCGCGUACCGCUCGACGAAAACGAGAACCAACGGCACACGAACCGUAACAAUUAUCAGGUCGCCAGCAAUGAACUGAUGAAUUCGAGAAAUCGCGCCCGAAGCGCUUCCAGGCUGAGCCAGGACAGCCGUAGGAGUUCAUUGAAUCGCGACGGAGAUCAACAUCAGAUUUUCGUCAGGUUGCCCGAUCCCGAAGAGAUCGAGGCGGCGCGAGAGAUACGUAUCGAUGAGGCUCAUCGACCUCGAGCGUAUCGCGAGGAUCAGAACAUCAGAAAUCUGCACCUAGACCAUCCUCAACUGCAGGACGAAAUCAAUCGCAACAUCGUGGACGAUGAUGAUCCCAGGUACUUCGCGAGGAACAGGAGACUGGAGAAUGAGGACAGAAAUCAAGACGAACCUGAGGGAAUUCAAUAUACCGACGAGGAGGCUAACAACUUCGGCGCGCUUGCCGACAUUCGCGAAAGCAGAGUGUAAUCUAGACUUUUAACUGUGCAUAAACCGAAUAUUAUUAAGUGCUUUAAAAGUACGUAGAAAAAUUUGAUUUGAUUCUUUCAAAUAAGAUACAGUUAAAUUUGAAGAAAUACGUAUAUUUGCAGUUGCAAAACAUAAUUUUUUAAUCUUCAUUUUUUAUUAGGAGCUUGUUAAAAAAGUCAUAACAUUUUAAUUUGUUGUGCUUGUAAUUAUGAUGUUAAUAACUUUUUUUAAUUUUAUGGAAAAGAGAAUUGAUUCAUGCCCUUUAUACUAUGUGAUUUUGAUAAGUAUUACAUGAUGUUCCGAGCGACAGAUAAAAUCGCGUAACAAGUAGAAAUUGUGAUAAAUUUCUACAAUAAGUUGUUAGGAUUCAAUUAUGUUGAUACACAAACAAGUUGAUAUUCAGAAUUAAAAAUUAUAGAAAAAAAUCGAGUCGAGAAAAGUUACAAGAUAAAUAUUGCAUUAUGCAGAAAAUAAAAGAUGUUAAUAACUAUAUAUGUAUAUAUAUAUGUGACAAUAUAAUUAUACGUGACAGUCUAGUGAAAGUCGUACACAUUCACAUACAAAUACACACAAACACACAUACACAUGCAACAUAUUUUUGACAGAUCAUACAGUAUGAAAUUGAACAACGAGUUUUUUCAACGGAAUCUUGAAAGUAUAGCGUUACGUAAGGCAAUCAGAAAGAAAAGAAUAAACGUAAAAAUAAUCACAAGUUCUUUUGAGACAUGCUAGACGACGAAAAAUACUAAACAGUUUUUAUUCUCUUAUUAAGUAAUGCAGAUAAAGUUUAUAGUCGUGCGUUAAAUUAUGUUAAUUACAUAACCGAAAUCUUUCCUGAUAAAAAAAAUAUUAAUCGCAAGAAAUUAGUGAAAGCUGAGCAAUUUUCAAUGGAAAUGUGAGUUUAUAUGUGAGGUAUUGUGUUUAAAUCUAGCAAACGAAUCACAUCAAAAUUAGCUCAGUCCGUCCAGGCUUUAACAAGCGCACUUAAGGGAGUUCCGCUGCUAAAUAAAAAUGAACAGAUUUCCAUGAAAGAUUUGUAGAGAAGUUCAAAUUAGUGAUAUAAAUUGACUGUCAAAAUUUCAGAAAGCUAAACUAGCUAGUUAUUUAGAUAUUAAAUAUUUUAUUAACAUAGGCUGUUAUGAGAAUCGAUGAAUUUUCAGGAUUUUUCAGUUUUAUUGUUAUAUUAAACGUGGAAGUAAUGAACAGAUGUUAGUAAAAUUUUACAACGAUACAUCUUAGCUGUCCAGAAAAGUACUGUUAAAUUUUUGAAACAAUGCACUUGUUCGUUUGAGUCAAUUGAUAAGAUAAAAAGUUUACAAUAAUCGAAGUAAUACAGCACGUAGGUAUGGUAAAUGUGUGCUAGUGAUAUAACAUGAAUUUCAAAUUGUAUUUACUUAUCUAAGGGUUAGGUAUAAUAGUGAGGAAUGUUUAUUCUCAAUUAAAAAAAAAAAUUAUUUCAGUAAUGGAGGUAGUAUACUUUAUAGCCAAAUUUUUUCUUAUAUUCACCAUUAUUAACUUUAGACUAUAUACAGCAAAAAAAGAAGGCAACAAACUGGUCAUUUGAAUAUUUUUCUUUACUUGAACCCUUGUGCCACUUGUUGUGUCGGACCUGAGCAGAGGAACUUCCUUAAGUUUUAUAACAGCAUCACCGACAGUAAUUUAAUCAUGAUUAACGUUCCCAUGAUUUCCUUCUUGAUAUUUUAUAAGUGAACUAAACAGAUGUUAUAACCAUGAAAAAAAUAUAGUAUGCUUCUUAUUUAUAAAAUACACUCUUCUCACUAAUUUUGAAUGGUACUAUCCAUUGAACACAUCGAAUGAUUUUAGUAUUUGCAAAAAAAAUAUGACAAAAAUACAUUUGUAAUAACUAAGAAAAAGAAAUAAAAUAAAAUCGGCAAAAAUUGACAUCAAAGAAUGUAAAUGGAACGUAUCACAUAUUAAAUCACAUACUAGUCACACACUAGUAUACAUACUAGUGAAAGUUUCAGGAACCAAAGAAAGAUCUGUAUUAAAACUAGAUAAUCGGACACAGCAAAGUAUCAAAACGAUAAAUCGAACCAAGCAUAUUUCAGAAAGUGAACGAUAACAAUGGUUGGGUUUAGAUACAUUUAUGUAUACAUAUACAUAUAAAAUAAUAGGAGAUUUUAAAAACUGUACACGUUAUCACUAUUAUCGUGUAUCAUAAAGACGAAUCACUGACAGAGAUACUGAGAAAUUAAAAAAUUCUGCGUGAAGCAUAUAUAAUACUGUGUGCCUUCCUAGUUUUUAGAUUGCUAAACGAAUGGUGUAGACAACGGAACUUAUUGUUUUACAAUAGUUGAUCGUUUUUCUGACCAAACUCUUUUUCUUCCUUUGUUUGGAAUAUAAUAAAACGAUAAGAAGCAACUUACUUUAUAAGACAAUGUUAUUCUACAGAAAAUCGAAUAUCUAAUACAGACACAAUAUCAAUAAAUUAAUAAACGAUAUCAAUAUAAAUCAUUUCCCAUAAUGAGAAACAUACUUUAUAUUGUACGUAUACAUACAUUGUUAUAUUUAAUUGUAACGAACACUAGAUUAUAAAAAAAUGGAAGGCUAAUUAUACAAAUGCACAAAUUAAUAAUUUGUUAUUUUUAAUUCACAGAAUUUAGAAAUGACAUGUGACUUGGUGUGAAUGAUGUAGUCGCCGAAUUUCGACUCUCUCGUGUAUGCCUCUGUUUUUAUAAGAGAUUAAUUGGAAAGUUAAAGGGUAUGAGUGUAAACGGAGUAUGAAAGGAGUAUGUAGUGAGAGAGUAGUACACUCGUUUCAAGGAUCCAGUUCAUUCACAAUAUUUACAUGUAUUCCAAGAGAAUAUCAAUGCAGUUAACUAUGUACACACAAUCAAUCGAUUUUUUAUGAUUAACAGUGUCAUAUAAAAAAAAUUUGCAGACUAGAGAUCUUACUUUCAAUCCAUAUCGCUGUCCAUGUCUUCAGGAGCUGAAGAAUCUUCUUCUUCUACAUUCUUCUUGUCCCAGUCUUUCAACUUAGCUCCCAUGAUAAAGUCAUCUCGAAGAACAUUCCACAUUUUGUGAUCCUUAAAAUAUGUUUCUAUUAUACACAAUUGUAUAUUGCAAUGUAAAACAAAAUAUGUACCAAUAUCAAUAAACACAAUUAUAUAUGGCCUUGA
Monomorium pharaonis (pharaoh ant) is the source of this 8226-nucleotide messenger RNA. RefSeq lists its product as uncharacterized. The record is from RefSeq and is a predicted model, not a curated record. The transcript has 6 exons. The coding region runs from base 3704 to 5086 and encodes 460 amino acids. Lineage: Eukaryota; Metazoa; Arthropoda; Insecta; Hymenoptera; Formicidae.